AUGUCGAAAUCGAAUUUGUUCACUUUAUUAAAAUUUUUACUUAUUCCGGCUUUUUGGACUGCGAACGCACAUGGCGAUUAUCUUCUAGUUUCGGAUUGCGGUGAACGCGCUUCUUGCUUGUCGCAUAUUAAUGAAGAAAUUGUAUCACUGAUAACUCGGAACGUAGAUAAUAACACUUCUCCAUGUGAAAAUUUUUGGAAAUAUGCCUGCGGUUUGUGGUCACCGGGACCAUUUUAUGAUGUCGUGGAUAAUUUUGGGGUGGUGAACAAAUAUUAUGUAAAGAAAUUUGAAGAUUUUUUUGAGACAUCCGGAUAUAAGAAUGAAAUAAAAGAAAAUGUGUUAUUAGAAAAGUUACACACCUAUUAUAUAGCAUGCAAGAGAGGUCAGAAUGCCUAUUUGCCUAUGCAAGAAUAUUUGCAAGCGUUACCACUUAGUACUUCACUUAAUUGGACAGAAUUAAUAGAUGCACCGAUGUGGAAAGACGACUACUGGAAGCAACAUUUGAAUCAUUUCAAUUGGUUGCGACAUAUUGCUGAAUUACGUAGAUUCGGUUUAAAUGGUAUAUUUAUAGACGAGUCUGUAGGUUUUGCAUUUAAUGACUCUAUGAGUUCGAUUAUAGAAAUAGAAAUGCCUAGUGACGAGCAUAAUUUGGAAAACAAUUAUGAUUUAGUGAAAUCGUAUUUUGCUCUGGGUUUAACUAAUGAGAUAAGUGAAAAUUUAAUUAAACUCUCACUAAAUUUAUAUGAAUUCGAUGAAGAGUUGAAAGCUUUACGUUUGAAAUAUCAGGAGGAAAAGGAAGUGGGCAUGAUUUUGACAUUACAACAAUUCAAACAUGUUGUGCCCAAUAUAGACUGGCAACUAUAUUUUAAUAUUUUAUUAGAUGAAGUAGCACAGCCUGAAUUGAAAAUUGCUGUGUCGUCUAUUGAUUAUAUGCGUGACGUUGCUGCUUUGCUCUCCCAGAAGGAUGAAAAAAUCGUUUAUAUGUACAUACAGUUGCAUUUAUUUAAAUAUCUACAAGAUAUAGGCUCUACGAAAAGCUGCAUUGAUCAUAUGGGUGUUGUUAUGCCUCUGGGUAAUCUGCCACAACAUGCAUUCUUACAAUACUACAAUUCUUACUACACCGAACUUAAUAUCACAUCUUCUAAUUUUUUUAAUAAUCACUUGAUUUUAUUGCAUUUCCGUACACAGCAGCAACACUCCGCCGUUGUGCAUAUGAAAGCCUAUAAUGAGGAUGAAUUCUAUGUCAAUGACGAUUUACUUCAAAUACGUAAUGCGCCUUAUUUCGUGCAUCAACGGAAUCUAUUAAUUGUGCCUCUCAUUUUUAUGAGUAUGCCAUUUUUUCAUAAUGCAUUGAAUCCUUUGUUUCAAUAUAGCAUUGUUGGUUGGUUAUUGGCACAUGAAAUGCAACAUGCCUUCGAAAUUGAAGGCAUUAUGUAUGAUGAACUCGGCAAUGUUAAUAUGCCACUUGCAAUAACCACAAAACAGCAACCCGAAUUUGCCGCAGCAGUGAAGUGCUUGACACGCUCUCCAACCGCAGCACUUAUCGAGCGGAUUGCGGACGUUAAUGGCUUCCAAUUGGCCUAUGACGCAUACUUCGACGCCACUAAUGCAAGCUUUCCGGAAUAUAUGGACUUUUCUAAUGAAUUCAGUGCAAAGCAGUUGUAUUUUCUUAAUUUUGCACAAUUUUUCUGUGGAACACUACCAGCUCCAAUAGGUCAUGACAGUGAUGAUGUACGUGUUAUAGAGACCGUCGCAAAUAUGCCUGAAUUUGGGGUGACUUUUAAUUGUUCGCUUGGUCAACGUGAGAAUCCAAUAGAAAAGUGUCAAAUGUGGCGGUGA
Messenger RNA from Teleopsis dalmanni, 1839 nucleotides. Its product is annotated as membrane metallo-endopeptidase-like 1. Gene Ontology annotation, biological process: protein processing. The transcript has 2 exons. The coding region runs from base 1 to 1839 and encodes 612 amino acids. Gene Ontology annotation, cellular component: plasma membrane. Gene Ontology annotation, molecular function: metalloendopeptidase activity. NCBI's taxonomy places the organism in Eukaryota, Metazoa, Arthropoda, Insecta, Diptera, Diopsidae. The record is from RefSeq and is a predicted model, not a curated record.